AGUAGCUUUCCUCCUCAGACUUCCUCCUCACUUGUUGCUACAUGUGAGCAAUAAACUACAGCUGCUCUAUUGUUUCGUCAGUGUUGGAGCUGCAGGAGCUGCCGAGGUUGUCUUCAAGGACAUGGCUGAGCAAAACAAACUUUUACCUCGUCCCAUCUUCCGUAGAGAUGUGACCUGGGAACCCUUCCUGAACUGGACCCAGCCAAGCCGCAUCUUUGCUCAAGACUUUGGGCUCCCUCCUUUCCUGGAGCCCGGUGACAUCAAUUGGCUUGACUGGGCAAAGAAGAGGCUCGCUUCUUCCACCUGGCCGGGGUACAUUCAGUCCCCUCUUCUGCCUCCACUGACCAGUCAGCACGGUGAACAGGACACACCACAGGUAACGUGUGGUGUGUCAGAGGUCCAAACCGGACAGAACUGCUGGAAAAUCACCCUAGACGUCAAUCACUUCACACCAGAAGAGAUAACAAUCACAACCAAGGACGGGUACUUGCAAAUAUCAGGAACUCAUGAAGAGAGGCAGGAUAAGCAUGGAGUGGUCUCAAGAUGCUUCAGUCGUAAAUACAAGUUGCCACAGGGGGCCGAUUUGCAGCACAUCAGUUCGGCGCUGUCUGAUGGAGUCCUGUCUGUAGAGACUCCCGUCUCUGGCACAUCUGUCAGCAAACCAUGCAGUGAGAUUGUGUUCAGGAUGAUAGAUUCAGAUCAAAAGACAAAAGAGAAGUGA
Poeciliopsis prolifica (blackstripe livebearer) is the source of this 721-nucleotide messenger RNA. RefSeq names its product heat shock protein beta-1-like. Gene Ontology annotation, molecular function: protein folding chaperone. Lineage: Eukaryota; Metazoa; Chordata; Actinopteri; Cyprinodontiformes; Poeciliidae. Gene Ontology annotation, biological process: protein refolding; response to heat. The record is from RefSeq and is a predicted model, not a curated record. The coding region runs from base 122 to 721 and encodes 199 amino acids. The transcript has 3 exons.